Aspergillus bombycis is the source of this 579-nucleotide messenger RNA. RefSeq lists its product as uncharacterized. The record is from RefSeq and is a predicted model, not a curated record. Lineage: Eukaryota; Fungi; Ascomycota; Eurotiomycetes; Eurotiales; Aspergillaceae. Bases 1 to 579 code for a protein of 192 amino acids. The transcript has a single exon. Gene Ontology annotation, cellular component: cytoplasm.
AUGCUAUCUUCAACUACUACGAGGGCGGGCGUCCACGCUAGCAUUGAAGAGUACAACUACAUCCUAGGCAGAGCCAAUAAAAUCGACAUCUUCGGCCCUGUGCACAUAGACUGCAAUGUUCCCGCCAAGGAGACUCUGGGGCACUCAAGGAACUCGUCGAGGAGGGUCAAGGGUCUGUCCGAGGUAGACACGGCAACUAUCCGUCGUGCGCACGCCGUACCCCCUAUCAGUGCUGUUGAGGUCGAGUUCUCCCUAUGGAGCGCCAAUAUCCUCACUAAUGGGGCAGUGGACAUUUGUAAGGAGCUUGGUAUUCCGAUUCUUGUAUAUACCCCGUUGGGGUAUGGUUUCUUGAUUGGUCAGGUUACCAAGCUGGAGGAUAUCCCGAAGGGCGAUAUUCAUCAUAUGUUUGGUCAGUUUCAGCCAGCGGCGAGUCUCGAUUCUUUGACAUGGAAAGCAACACGCUGGCGAAUAUCAAGUUUUGCUGACGAUGAUCGGGGCGAAAUUUCCUCAAGAACCUCAAUCCAAUUGAUAAGCUCAAAGUGUUCACCAAGUAUCAAGGUGUCACCCCCGCGCAGUUAG